AGUUUGCUCAAGCGCCAUGCUCGUGCCCCGCACCUUCACCCGCCACGUGCCCCGUGCCCCGUGGGCACCUCGUGCGGGACGACCGUGGCGUGGAGUGGGCGCGCGUGGCAUGGCGAUGCGAAGAGGGGACUGGCGUCACAGCGCCGUUGCUGCAGCCAUCACGGCUCGUGCACUCACGCAGCGCAGCCAUGUUUUGCUCAGAGCCUCCUCCACUUCAGCCUCCAGCGAGGGGAUGGGCAGCUCAGCCUGCGUGGCGCUGCAAAAUGCCGGCUUGGAGGUGGAGUUGGUGCAGUGUUUGAGCGACAACUACUGCCCGAUCUUUCAUCACGCGGCCUCCAAUGUGACUUUCGUGAUGGACACGCCUGAGGCCUCAUCCAUCGCAGCUGCAUUGAAGAAGAAGGGCUGGACAUUGACACACAUCCUGAACACGCAUUACCACGAUGAUCAUGUGGGUGGGAACAUGGACCUCAAGGCUCAGUUUCCAGGUGUCCAGAUCGUAGGGCAUCGCAGCUCCGAAGGCGAGGCGAUCCCAGGCGUGGACCUCGAGGUGUGCGAGGGCGACGAGGUGCAGUGUGGCGCCCUUCGAGCCCGAGUGUUGGAAGUGGGCGGCCAUACCGCCAGCCACAUCGCAUACUUCUUUGAAGAGGUUCCCAUGGCCUUGACCGGCGAUUGCCUCUUCACGCUGGGCUGCAGCCGCGUCUUUACCGGUGACUUCGUGCGGAUGCAGGCCUCCUUGGGGAAGCUUCGUGCUUUGCCCGACGAGACCGUGGUGUUCUGCUCGCACGAGUACACCGCCGCGAAUGCGGACUUCGCUGUGAAGGUGGAGCCCCAGAAUGUAGCCUUACAAGCUAGACGAGAAGCGGUGCAGCGCCUCCGGUCCGCGCGGCAGGCCACGGUGCCCACGCUCUUGGGCUACGAGAAGGCGACGAACCCCUUCUUGCGGUGGGAUGUGCCUGCGGUGCAACAGGCCGCAGGUGGCCUGGCGGACGCCGCGCAGGUCUUCACGGCCAUCCGCCGUUGGAAGGACACUGGCAAUCCUCCAGCCGCCAGACUGUGAGCCACUGCACGUGUCGAAGGUGUCUUAGAUCCCAGCUGACUUGCCAGCAGCCAGCCGCUCCAGGAUCUUCUAGGAGUGUUUGUAG
Messenger RNA from Durusdinium trenchii, 1142 nucleotides. The record is from the annotation of a GenBank genome assembly. Lineage: Eukaryota; Dinophyceae; Suessiales; Symbiodiniaceae.